Laccaria bicolor S238N-H82 is the source of this 1761-nucleotide messenger RNA. RefSeq names its product spermidine synthase. The transcript has 7 exons. Gene Ontology annotation, biological process: polyamine biosynthetic process. The record is from RefSeq and is a predicted model, not a curated record. Lineage: Eukaryota; Fungi; Basidiomycota; Agaricomycetes; Agaricales; Hydnangiaceae. Bases 1 to 1761 code for a protein of 586 amino acids.
AUGUUAUUGUUACGCGUAGCGACUGUUGUAUUGCCUCUUUCUCUUAUCGUAUUUCUGUACGAACGCGCCCUUGUUCCUUUGUAUGGCACCGGGCCUACUACGCUUCUACUCAACAAGGUCAUCCUCUGCGCCAUCCUAGUCUCGGCUCUACAACCAUGUAGAAUUUCUACGUCGAACACUUGGCUUUUCACUGCUGUCGCACUCACCCUUGCGCCCAAUGCCACCUAUUGGACUGCAGUUUGGACCUCAAGAUUCUUGAAGGAUCCCGUCCUCGGUCCAGCUAUGACGCAUGCUUUAGUCUUGGGCCCACUGGUGUUUGUGCUGGCCACUUUCAGCAUACACAAUGACAGGAUACCGCCGGCUCCCAUCACACUGCGUCUUAUAAAAUGCGCGAGUAUCUAUGUGUCUGUCAUUGGGCUUGCUCAGCGUUUAUGGCCACGACUAUCAGCCCUAAACAUUAUUUCCGAGAGCCAGAUAUUUUUGGCUUUCGCAGGCACAUCGUAUGCCGUGUGGAUUAUGAAGUUGCCACUAGCACUGAACAAAGACACCGUCAAAUCGAGGAGACACAUUCCCCGGCACAAGGCUUCAUCCGCGUUGCAAGUAAAAUAUAUUCUAUUGAUUGUCUUUGGCGCUGUAUGGUGGUCCAUAUCGCCUCUUCUUGCUAACCCUGUCUUGCCUCACCCUCUACCCCAACCAUUUACACACCCGACCUACCCUCUCCAGAUCCUCUCUGCAGUGCAAUCUGUGACUGGCCUAAUUACAGUAGCAGAAUGGCUACCACUUCCGUCUCAGAUUGGAAACGAUCAAGAAAUGCAUUCAGUACGCUAUCUUCGCGCAUCCCAUUCGCUUUUAGGCGGUGUUUGGACGCGAAGCAAAGUUCAGACAUUGGAUGGCGUCCUUCCAGUCAGCGAUUCAUCUGGGACUCCGCUGGGUGAUUCUAUCUACAGCACUUUUGUGCUACAAGAAGCUGUACGCCUUGUAAAUAGCACGGAGGUGGGAAAAUCGGGAAAAUGGUCAAAUGUUCUUAUAAUUGGCCUCGGCGCAGGUAUCUCGGCGACAUCUUUCAUUCGGCAUGAUAUCUCAGCGACUAUUGUUGAAAUCGAUCCAGCUGUCUAUGUGGCUGCACGAACAUACUUCAGCCUGCCAGAUCCCGGACCUGGAAAUGUUUUUCUAGAAGAUGCCCGAUCAUGGGUGAAUCGGAGACGAGCUGACAUUAGUACUGGCGUCGAUGUCCCCCUUUUCGACAUCGUUGUACACGAUUGCUUCUCUGGGGGAGGUGUGCCUGAACACCUUUUUACUACAGUGUUCUGGGAAGACCUGAAGGCAACCAUGCAGACGGAGGGUAUUGUUGUUGUGAACUUUGCGGGCAUCAUUCAUUCCAAGUCCUCCAAAUUGAUCACAAAUACGCUUGAAAGAAGCUUCCCUCAAUGUCGAGCAUUCCAUGAUAUGUCCGAAGAUUUGCCAGAGGAGAAAUAUGACACAGAAUUUGUUAACUUGGUUUUAUUCUGCACGCUGUCGUCUUCACCUUUGACCUUCCGCCAACCGAAAAGUUCCGAUUAUCUCGGGUCGUACUUGCGGAAGUAUGUUUUCGAAAGUCUUGUUGAGCGCGAAGUCAAUCUGGCUUCGAUACGAGAGCCCAAUGAAAAAUAUAUCUUAACGGACAAAAACAAUUCCUUGGGAAAGCUACAAGAACAGCAAGGAGCACACCACUGGGAAGUUAUGCGCCAAGUUCUCCCCGACGUCCAUUGGGAAACUUACUAG